AUGUCGGGAGAUACUGAGAUAGAUGACCCUGAGGUUUCGGAUGGCGCUUCGGAGAAUGAUUACAGUGAUCAUGAUCAUGAGCCCGACGUUGUAGACAAGGAGGACGACGAUAAUACGGACAUGGCCGAGCAGAAAUUCAGACCUGAUGGUGAUGAGAAUGGACAGGUCGGGGGAUCGACGGUGACAACAAAGCCAAAGUUGGAUCCCAAGGAUCCUCUAAGACCGAGGAGGAAGAAGGCGAGAAGAGCAUGCUUUGCUUGUCAGAGAGCUCACUUGACAUGUGGUGAUGAACGUCCUUGUCAACGAUGUAUCAAGAGAAACCUGGCAGAUGCUUGUCAAGAUGGUGUUAGAAAGAAAGCAAAGUAUCUCCAUGAUGCACCUGCAGAAGCUCUACGACCUGUUCUGGGUCCAAACUACAACCAGGUCAAUAAUACUCGAAGCAAUAACGUGCCAAAUACUACUAGCUCUGCUUCCGACACAUCACCAGGAAUUGGUGGUUUCUUCUCCCAAGCGGAUACAUCACCUUCGUACCCAAUUUUCCCUGCACAGCAGAAUCAAAUGCCGCCUCCUCUACAGUCAAGAUUAUCUUAUGGAAGUCAACAACAAUCACCGUUGUCACCAACAUUCCAAAAUCAAAUCAAUCGACAGUCGUCAAUGCAAAGUUUGGGAGUACCCCAAGUUACCAACCAGGAUGCCCAAGCUGCAUUUGGCGGAGCGCUAUUUGACCCCAGUAAUCCUGCGUUAUUCAACUUCGACUUGGAAGGGUUGAACUUUGGCAAUCAUUAUGGUGCGUUGGAGUUUGGCAUGUUGGGACACAUGUCUUCUGGAGCCGCGGAAACCCCACCCAAGGACACGACCGGCUCUAUCUCGUCACAGGGCAUGGGCGAUGUCAGCUUCAAUGGCGGCGUGUAUGGUAACAACAUGGGUUCAUUCUCGCAGAUGUAUGGCCAAGACAUGCUACAGGACUACUCUGGUAUUGAUCGCCAGAACACCAUGUUCGGGAUGAAUCCUGGACUACCACAUGCCUAUGCAAUCGGUGCUGGAACAAGCCAUCACAGCCCAAGUACAGACGCAAGUCCAGGAGCAAGUGGUAUGGGAUUUGAGAGUUCACCUACUGCAACAAGUUACACUCCGAAUGUCACCUCGCAUCAAUCUUCUGCCGCACAACGACCAGCUAAAAGGCAAGAUACGAAAUCUACAGCUGGCAAGUUUGGUCCUACUUCUGUUCUGGGGAAACGAAACCGAGACCCGUCUUCAAUCUACGAUACAGUUCACGAGCCGUAUUCCUAUACUACAGGUUUUCACAGCUUGACUGCGUUCCUCCAGCGUCGCUUCUCUGCGAACAAGACUCUACGCAUUGCCAAAUCUCUAGCUUCUAUCCGUCCUUCAUUUAUAUCUUGCACGAAGACGCUAAACCGACAGGAUUUGAUCUUCAUGGAGAAAUGCUUUCAGAGAACGCUGUUUGAGUACGAAGAUUUUAUGCUGAACUGUUGUACGCCAACUCUCGUAUGUCGGCGAACAGGCGAAGUGGCAGCCGUGAAUAAAGAGUUCACGCUGCUGACUGGCUGGAAGAAGGAUGUACUACUAGGCAAGGCGCCAAAUCUCAACAUCAACACUGGCCGUAGUAGUACAGAUACUUCUGGUCCAGCAAGUCUCACCAAUACCGGACGAGCAGGUCUCUCAACCCCAAGAAUGCGGCCGCUAAAUCUUGCCGACCAACAAGGCAAAGAUGGCAGACCUCAACCUGUGUUCUUGGCCGAGUUACUUGACGACGACAGCGUCAUCGAAUUCUACGAGGACUUCGCACGACUGGCCUUUGGAGAUAGUAGAGGCAGUGUAACUACUCGAUGCAAGUUGCUUAAGUAUCAGACGAAGGAUGGUCUCGAAUCUCCUGAGCAGAAAGACGAAACCACGAUCAAAACCAAGCGAGAGAUUAGUGGCGGCAUUGGCGGCCUAGGGAACCGAGUGAGAGAAAUCGAUGGUGAACAUGGCAUUGAGCGUUUACAUCGUGACGGCAAGCUGGAUUGUACUUAUUGUUGGACCGUGAAGAGAGAUGUGUUUGAUAUCCCCAUGCUGAUUGUUAUGAACUUUCUGCCUUGCAUCUAA
Messenger RNA from Cadophora gregata, 2106 nucleotides. RefSeq names its product Transcriptional regulator of nonfermentable carbon utilization (gene ERT1). Gene Ontology annotation, molecular function: DNA-binding transcription factor activity, RNA polymerase II-specific; RNA polymerase II transcription regulatory region sequence-specific DNA binding; zinc ion binding. Lineage: Eukaryota; Fungi; Ascomycota; Leotiomycetes; Helotiales; Ploettnerulaceae. Gene Ontology annotation, biological process: regulation of DNA-templated transcription; cellular response to starvation. Bases 1 to 2106 code for a protein of 701 amino acids. The record is from RefSeq and is a predicted model, not a curated record. Gene Ontology annotation, cellular component: nucleus. The transcript has 3 exons.